Molecule: messenger RNA, 525 nt
Organism: Cladocopium goreaui
Lineage: Eukaryota; Dinophyceae; Suessiales; Symbiodiniaceae
Source: the annotation of a GenBank genome assembly
AUGAAGGGCCAACCAAGACGCUUGGUUUUUGAUAAAAGGCUUUGGGAGCAUGCGUGGCACGUCACAUGUUUUCAAGCUGCUUUGAAACGGUCACACUCACAGUCUCAGGAUUCUCACCAUAAAAACACUAUCAGAUCCGUGGUUACACACCACUGUGUCUUCCAAGACUGGAGCUCUUGCAACCGAGGAUGUGAAGCGAAAGCAGCGUUCAAAUAUACGGACGCAACCGGAACCUCAUGGCAUCGGUGCACGGACAUUGUCCGAGCUACGAUAUUAUACCACGACAUCCGGAGCAUGUACGAGGGCCUCAAACUCUUGGACCAACUCCACAAGGAGGGAAAGAUGGAGAUCGUUGAAUUCAACGAUCGGUACCUGACGCCGAUGCCCGGAAACUAUCGAGACCUCCAGCUCUCAGUGAAAAUUGAUGGCAUGAUUUCCGAGCUCCAGUUGAACACUCGGAUCAUGGCGUACGUGAAGGAACAUGCCGGUCACAGGAGCUUUCUCGAGAACUGGUUGCAGCCGUGA